AUGAGCCUCCACGUCGCCGCCGCCAUCCACUGUGGACUCGGUCGCCACGCCGACGCCAUCCCCGUCCUUGAGCGCGCCGUCGCCGUCGUCACGCCGCCUGCCCCUGCUGCCAAGGGGGAGGGGGAGGGCGAGGAUGGGGCCGCUGCGGCCGGCGGCGACGACCAGCAGCAGCAGCAUGCGGAGCCCGACCAGAGGGGCGAGGAGUGGUCCCUCGCCGCCUUCUCCGGCUGGAUGCAGCUCGGCGACACGCACGCCAUGCUUGGCCGCAUGGACGAGUCCAUCGCCUGCUAUGGCAAGGGCCUCGAGAUCCAGAUGGCUGCGCUCGGCGAGCGCGACCCCCGCGUCGCCGAGACCUGCAGGUACCUGACGGAAGCGAAUGUGCAAGCUCUGCAGUUCGACGAGGCAGAGAAGCUAUGCCGCGAAGCCCUCGAGAUCCACCGGGAGCACAGCGCUCCGGCAUCCCUCGAGGAGGCCUCGGACCGCCGCCUGAUGGCCCUCAUCCUGGACGCCAAGGGCUCAAGAAUCCUUGGUAGACUACAGAAGUUGCAUGUUCUCAAAUUGAAGAACCUUGAGCUUUUCAGCAUGACCAGUGGAAGUUUGCAGGUGAAUCGGAAGUACAGGAUAGCACCUAGUUCACCACGCUUAGAGGGCCGAAGCCCCAAGAUGCUGCUGCUGGAGCUGAAGCAGAAAUCAGUAUGA
Messenger RNA from Miscanthus lutarioriparius, 699 nucleotides. The record is from the annotation of a GenBank genome assembly. Lineage: Eukaryota; Viridiplantae; Streptophyta; Magnoliopsida; Poales; Poaceae.